Messenger RNA from Auanema sp. JU1783, 4431 nucleotides. The record is from the annotation of a GenBank genome assembly. NCBI's taxonomy places the organism in Eukaryota, Metazoa, Nematoda, Chromadorea, Rhabditida, Rhabditidae.
AUGAGUGGAAACCGAAGGAAGAACAAUGUUAAGGCUGCGAGUAGCGCAAAAGCUGCUGAGCUUCUCUCUAUGUCUGGUCACUCUGUGUCUUUUCUAGGAAUUGACGGUUCUUUAGCCGCUCAGAGUCAAGAAUCCAAUGAUUUUGAACCGGGAUCAGAACUGGAUCCAGAGUUGAUUGUAAUCUUCAAGAAGAUGGCCAAGAAAGACCCUCAAACCAGAGAGAAGGCUCUUCGUGAAAUAUCAAGUGUUUUCCUUCUGAAAGAUUUGACUGAGAAGAAGGCUUCGUAUGACUACUUUGCCACAAUAUUUGACAAAUUAUCAUUGGACAGUAGUCCAUCCGUACGAUCGUUAUCUAUCAAAGUUCUUAGUCUUUUCAUAAGUGAAUUGAAGAAGUAUGCAGAAAAGAAAUUGGAUAAAGUAAUUCCAUUUGUAUUGUUUGCAACAUGUGAUUCGUUAACCAAUGUCGGAAACAGUGCCGAUAGUCUGUUAGAGAACUGUUUCUCUAAUAAAUUAGAUAAGAUCACACAGUUGUUCUCGAAGGAUGCUGCCAAUGUGAGCAUUUCACUUCUUCGUCAGAAAAGUCCAUUGGCAAUUCCACAAAAAUUUGAUGAGGGAGAGAACUCGAAGCAGAGAACCCACAGGCUUGUAGUUCAAUCAACCAGAUUCUUAGCAAAGCUAGUAGAGCAAGCAUCAGUUCAGCAAGAUAUAAUACAAUGUGUUAACGAGCUGUUGAAAGAUAAUAAUUACAUUUCCACGAUGUUAAAAGGAAAUGCUCAACUCCAGAAUUCCUUCAUUCGGUUGUGUACAAUGUCCAAAGACUUCGAACAGAACGUUCUUGAUAGUGUGUUAGUGAACUAUGUCAUAUCAAACUUGGAUAAUGAACUCCUGGGAAAGUCCUGCUUUGAGCUUCUACUCAGCCUGAUACAGAAUGAAAAUUUUGGUGAUAAAGUAGAUGUCAGGAAGCAGGUUAUACCUAAACUUCUGUUCGUCAUUCGUCGAAAAACUUGUGCCACUUACAACUGUUUCCAUUACUACUUACCCAUUGUCAUCUCCAUUAAUAAACUAAUCUCUGACGAAGAAAAAGAAAUGUUCUCAAUCAAAGUUCUUGAAUCUUACAUUGAGAACAUGCCUUUUGAGAGUUCAGCCUUAAUAUCUCCAUGGAGCAUCUCGUUCUGCGAAUCAGCACGUUAUGUCUUGAAAAAAUUCCCCAACAGUGAAUGUAUCACUUCCAUUUUUGAUAUUGUUAACAAUGCUAUUGAAUGGAGUCAUGAAGAUCCAUCUGCACGGGAAGAGAUACUGCGGUUAGUCGUAGAGCUCGGUGUGUACCCACAGUUCGGGCCUUUCUCUAGAAACUUGCAAUACAACUUGAUUAACACGUUACCUCGUUCUGAGCCUUUCGUUGUCGACCUCAUCAAUCUGUGCGAACAGAGCUUCUUAGAGGUUCAUUUGUCUAUGUUGAAUCUACCAACGGCAACACCUCAAUACUAUAAAGGCUUGAGAAACUGCACAGAUAGUUAUUUGGAGAGAAUUUCUGUGGACCGAAAAUCCUUUGUCAACGCGAUCUAUUCUUUGAGUCUCACUUGCAAAGAUAACCUCGAAGGAGUUAUUAUUCUUUCUGAAGUUCUUACUAGGAUAGCUAGUCUUUACUCUGUCCUUCCAGAUAAGUUCAUGUCAGGAGAAAACGGAAAAAUGAAGAGCUUGACAGAUAUCGAGCUUUGGACUUUGGUGGCGGUCUGUCGGUUGUCUCAACCUGAGUAUGAAAAAUGCAAAAAACUGUUGAAUAAGUGUAAACCCAAUGUUUACAAUUGUUUGUCUCGUUUGGGACUUCUACUGUUCGAAAACAACAAGUUGGAGGAAUUAGACAUCAUCAUUGAGAAACUGAAUGUAGCUGAGAAAGAUUUACUUUUCGUUCGUCUCUGUAAGAGCUCUAGAGGAUCAUUUAAAUAUCUGAGUGAUUGCUUGUCCAGCUGUAACUUAUCAGAGAAAACAAGAGACAAGUUGUGGGAGCAUGUUUUCAAAUCCACUUACAACAAUGAUGUUUUCGAAUGUGAUGAAACCCUCGACGCCGUUAUCAAUUCUGUUGCCAAUUGCGAUGUCAUUCUAAACAAAGACUUGUAUCUUUUGAAAUUCCUUUUGGAAAGUCAGAACCAUGGAGAUGCGAGAGUACUGACCAAGAUGUUCUCAUCGUAUGGAAACACAUUCAACAGAACUCUCUGCACGGAACAGCUCAUACUCAGCAUCAUUGAAGUUCUUGAUUGUCAUAUAUACCCACAGUUGCUGUCAGUGUCAGCUGGAAUAUAUUCAAACUUGGGAGGGAACAACAGGAAAAGUUGGAAAAAGAAAAUGACUACACUUUCCCUGCUCUACAGUAUAGCUCGGAUUGUUUUGAACGAAAAUUCAACUAAUGAGCAGAGAGAUCUAUUCAGUUGUAUCGUUGUGAUUGCUCUCCCUGCACUAUCUUACAUCAAAAAAGAUCAUUUGGAGAGACCUGAGUUCCAUCGGUAUCUUGAAGAUGUAUCCAUGAGUGAUAUUGAGAACAUUGACUUCACAAACGUUUUGGCGCGUGGUUUGUACAGCUUACUCAAGUUUGCUCCUGUCAAUUCCCUCACAGUUCUUCAAACUUUACAUUCUUUCCCUAGAGUAGCUGCAAAUUUCAAAUUAACUUCCGACUAUAAUGAUCUUCCGAAGAGCAUCAAACAUAUUCUUCACAUUCCAUACAACAGCGAUAAUGAAAUAGAUAGUUUAGUCAUGAGAUACCACUCUGAGUUCUAUGAUAAUCCAGAAGAAUUCAUGAGAGUUUUACACGAAGCGAGUAAAUUGGAUUGUUUACAGAAUCUUUUCUGUGUAAUACCUGAAGAAGGGAUUAUGAGUUUGAACUUGUGUGCUUUGAUUGCCGGUCGAAAUUGCAUUUCCUCCUGUACACCAGAGAACUUUGAAGAUUAUGAUCAGGAUAUAUUGGACUUCAUUCUUUGUGGAGUUGUCACAGCUAUGACGUCCCUAGGACAGCAAUUUGUGAACGACUUACCUAACACAUUUGCCAUCAACAGCUUUUUCUCAUUGGCGUUUGAUCUGUAUACAGCUACUACGAUGUUGUUGAGGACAUUAGAUACAGCAAAUAUGAAAACGAAAGCUCUGCUUGCCGAAUGGAACCAAUUUCAUUUGCCAACCAUUUGUCCAUUCAUUUACCAAUUCAUGGGUCACGCUAAUACAUUUGAACAGAGGGCCUAUUUCUGUCGCACAAGUUUUGUGAAAGCUCUCAUCGAGACUCGCGUCUUCCCAGAAUAUAUUGAGAGGAAGGAAGGUUACAAAUGCAUUCCUGAGUUGGAACUUCUAGGAUACUCACCAACCAAGCAAUAUCUUAUUAGUGUCGCUGUUGAUUGUGUUUUGUCCAAAAGCUCUGACAAGUACAUGACUUUUGCUGGAUUGCAUGUUUUAGAAAUGUUAUGUGUGGAAAUGUAUCGCCAGGAAAAUCCCAUAUGGAAAGAACUUCAAGCUGAUGUAGGAACGAAACGAAAGUCUAAUGUUCCUCAUGCCCUGGUUACCUUAUUACGUGCCCAGACUACUGCUUGUUUGGUGUCAAUUGGAGCGUUAGAAGUCUUAUUAACAAUAUUAGAAAGCUUCGGUGAUGUGAAUGAAGAACGAGUAGCCUUCUGCGAUGCAGUACGUCCAUUCGUUUCCGUUUUCUUAGAACCCUACAUACUCUUUACCCAAAAGGAGGAUGCUAGAGAACCUAUGAAGAGAGUUUUGUACGUCAAUGACAAAAUUCAUGAGAGGAGUGUCAUUCCUGUUCCAACUAUAGUUUUCAAUGUGUUGUAUAGAGUCUUCCGUUCAUUGCCAGCUAUGAUUCGUGGUUGGUUUGCUUCCCUGAGCCAUCAAGAUAGAGGAAGAAUAAAUCCAUUAUUUAUCAAGGAGGCCUUCUCUGCCAGAUUAAUAGACGAAGAGUUACGGCACGUUGUGGAAACAGCACGUGUUAUGAACCAGAAACAAGACAACCUUAAGAUCAAAACUAUCUUCUUGUCGAGAGAAGUUGUGGCAGAGUAUACAGUUGACGAUACAGUUAUGAAACUGAUGAUUCGGCUCCCAGCGGAUUACCCCUUGAAUCUUGCCGAAGUUGAACUAGAAAAGUCUGUUGUUGCAAAUGAAAGAUCGAAGAAAUGGCUCUUGCAGCUUAUGUCAUUCUUGCAUUAUCAGAACGGCCCUGUGAUUGACGGAAUUUUGAUCUGGAGGAAUAAUGUAGAUAAGGAUGUAGAAGGCAGCGAAUCUUGCUCUAUCUGUCUUAUGGUUGUUAAUUCAAGUAGUCAUCAACUCCCAAAGGCGAGGUGUAGACAAUGCAAAAACAAGUUCCAUUCUAAUUGUCUUUACACAUGGUUCCAAUCAAGUGGCAAAGAAACUUGUCCUCUCUGCCGAAAUCAUUUCUUGGGGUCCAGGUAA